AAUUUAGAAACGCCGUUUGUGUCAGAAAUAUGUUGCAGUUUUGUAACAUUCGCAUAUUAUAUAGUUCAAACGGGAUAGUCAAAGUUUGCUUAUUGUUGAACUGUUUUGACGUUGGAUUUAUCUGGUAUCCAUUAUUUUGUUUUCCCUCCUCCCUCCUCCGCCAUGAUGUUUUCUAAGUGAACAGCGGAGCUAGCUAACCAGCUAGUUUAACGUUAGCCGUCAGGCUGCAGACUGUUGUGGAAGGGAGGUGCGAUGGAUGGAUGCUUUGCCCCGCUCCGUUUUACAUAUAUUUUUUAGUAAAGCAGAAUGCGCCGACAACAUUUACUAAGUGAUAUACUCCGCGCUGUUGCGGAGGGCUGCUAACUCGCAGCGCUACGUUAAUACAUGACCAAGGAGCAACGAUUUUUGGUUAUAGUUUGAAGAUUAACGCUAGCUGAGGCUGUUUAAGUGGCUACACAGCUAGCUCCUCCUUGCUGUCUACCAUCGCAUUCUUGUGUCUCCUGCCCCAGGAAUGUUUUCCAAAAAGCCUCAUGGGGACGUUAAGAAAUCAACACAGAAAGUGUUGGACCCAAAGAAGGACGUGUUGACGAGGCUGAAACAUCUCAGAAUAGUCAUAGAAAAUGCAGAGCCGUCAGAGCUGAAACAGUUCUUCGACCAGAACUACUCCCAUAUCUACUAUGUCUUCUUUGAGAACUUUGUCACCAUUGAGGUCAGCCUCAAGCAAAAAGGUCAUAAGUCUCAGAGGGAGGAGCUGGACUCAAUUCUCUUCAUCUUUGAGAAAAUACUCCAGCUCCUGCCAGAGAGAAUCCAGAGCCGAUGGCAGUUCCACAGCAUCGGGCUGAUCCUCAAAAAGCUGUUGCACACUGGGAAUUCUCUGAAGAUCCGUCGUGAAGGUGUGCGCUUGUUCUUGCUGUGGAUGCAGGCGUUGCAGAGUAAUGCGGAGCGUGAGCAGCUCUGCAUGUUCGCCUGUUUGAUUCCUGGCUUCCCAGCUCCGCUCUGCCAUGGGACCCCACGCACCCUGGACACUCUGAUUAACCCGCCGCUAAGUUUAACAGAGACUCAGGUAACCCCGGAAGAGAUCACUCCAUUGGUUCCUCCCCAGUCAGGUGACAAGAACCAGGAAGACCUCACUGCUUACUUUUUAGAAGCGCUACUCAAAUACAUGGUAAACCAGGCCAAGUCUCUUGAGUGGCGUUGUAAAGAGAACCAUGAACGUGGCUUCAGCUUCCUCUUUGGUCACUUCAGGAAGUUUUACCUUCCUCACAUCUUCCCCAACUUCGCCAUGGAAACCAGCCUCUAUAACCCAAUACUGGAUGUGCCUCCGAUGCGUCCUAAGCCCUACUACAGCGUGGUGCGCAGGGAACAAGACGGGAGUGAAACAGUGUACUGCACCAAGGAAAGCUUCCUUCAGGCCCGAGUCAUCUUCAUCCGCUGGCUGGUGUCUUUCUGGCUCGAGCCACGACCCAAUGCACACACACACAUCCCAGGAACAGAGGGAGAAAACGUCCCUAAGAACAUACAGCGAGCAGCAGCCGGACUGGCAGCUCGCUCUGCAGGCAGCUCAGACGACAGCGGUGGAGGUGGGAUUCGGUCUGACAGCCACCUGGAAGGUAGUGGGUGCUCAUCUGGAUCGGGUGGAGGCAGCAUGGGGCUCUCUGGGGGUCCAGGGACUGGAGGGGAGCCUGAACAAAGCCACUCCAACACAUCCACGCUGACAGAGAGGGAGCCCAGCUCCUCCUCACUCUGCUCCAUCGAUGAAGAGCAGCUGACAGACAUGGAGGUGGUGAGGAGAGUACUGACCAGCUCCAGAACCAAUGUCAACUUCAUCACUGAGAUCUUUAGACAGGCGUUUCUCCUUCCCAUGUGUGAAGCUGCAGCGAUGCGUAAAGUGGUCCGUGUUUACCAGGAGUGGAUCUCCAUGGAGGACAGGCCAGUGUUUAUGAAGGAGCCAGAAGAGGGCCCCUAUCCCACAACCAGCAGCCUGGAUUCGGGCUCUCAGCUCGGAGACAAGGAGGAUGAGGGAAUGAACAAGGCUGUUGACAGUGAAUUACUGGAGUACAACGUUCAUGCUGGAGUUCAGACUACACUACAGGUAUUUAUCACCCACUCCUCCAAUGUUUUCCUAUUGGAGCCAGCCAAUGACAUCAAGAUCCUUUUGGAGGAGCAUGUCGACAUGUGCAAGCGAGUCCUGAACAUCUACCGCAGCCUUGUCAUGCAUGAGACCAUGGACCAGAAAACAUGGGAGCAGGUGCUACUGGUUCUACUGAGGGUAACGGAGUCAGUGAUGAAAAGACCUCCAUCCAUCAUGCCCCAGGGCAAGAAGAGCAACACACUGUCAGGCAGACUGGCUGGACCUAUCUUUCAGACACUGAUAGUAGCCUGGAUUAAGGGGAACUUAAACGUCUACAUCAGCAGAGAACUGUGGGACGACCUCCUCUCUGUCCUCUCCUCUCUUACCUGCUGGGACGAACUGGUCACUGAGUGGUCUCUCACCAUGGAGACCUUGACCAAGGUUUUGGCCAGGAACCUGUACAGUGUUGAUCUGAAUGAGCUGCCUCUGGACAAACUCAGUGAACAAAAACAGAAGAAACAUAAAGGAAAAGGUAUAGGUUCAGAGGGCCAGCGGCAGAUUGUGGAUCGAUCCUUCUCUAAAGGCUGGAGCAGAGACCAACCAGGUCAGGCAGCAGCCAUGAGGCAGCGGAGCGCCACCACCGCUGGCUCACCAGGCAUUGAAAAGGCCAGGAGUAUUGUCCGCCAGAAAACUGUAGACCUUGAGGACCCGCCAAUCACGCUGACAUCCCGCACCUCUCGGAUGCGCCACUCUUCCCAGAGCGACGAGGCACCUCCCACCUCCUGUUCUGAGGUCUUCCAGGGAGUGGCCUGUGACCUGGAUGGCCCGGCUCCUUCUUCCCUUGCAAGGAGCAGCAGUGCCUCUGACAUCAUGGAGCCUUUCAUCGCAGAGCGGGUCAAAGGUGAAGGCCCACAGAGGGAUCCUACCUCGAUUCCAACUCCCCCUCACCACCACUCCACAACUUCUUCCUUACUUGUAGCCAACAGCCACGCAGCUCAACCACUCCCACACACCCCCACCUCCCCCUCUCCUACCCCUCUAACCUUCUCCAAUGGUGUUGUGUCCUCAUCCUUAGAGGGACAAGAUGAUGGUAGUGGUUAUGACCAGUUCUGGCACCAGAUUGGCUCUCGAAGCCAAGGUUCUGGUACGGAUUGGGUGAGCGACUGGGAUUCUGCUUUCACCUUUUCAUCUGAAAAGGACUUAGAUGUAGAGGAGGGUGAAAUGGGGGCUGGGGUAGAGGAGGAUGAUUUAAUCUCCUCUAUUAGGGACUACCUCACUAACAAAGGAGGUGAGAGGAAGGAGGAGGCAAGAGAGAGAGAUAGUCCUGGUCAUUUACUAGAAAACAGUGUGGUAACUUUACCUGUACCUGUUCAAACAGGGGUUGCUAGAACACAUAUGGAACACAUGGGGCAUGUAGCAGAGGCAAGAGAGGAAAGAGAGACUUGUAAAGAGGACAGACAGGUAAGUAAAUCAGUGAGACAUAGCAGUGUGGAUUCAGCAGAGGAGAAUGAAGCAGAGCAGCGAAGCAUCUAUGAGUGCCUGGAGUUGCAGUGUCAGUGGCCGUCACCCAAUGCUAGAGGGAGUGCUAGCUUAGAAAGACACACUGGGGAGAAAAAGGGAGGAGGAAAUACAGGAAAAGCAGAAGGAUGGGAAGGGAAAUAUGAUGGAUGGAGGGAAAGAGGAGAAGGGAAACAGGGUGAUAAAGACGCAGCAGCAAGUGAGAGGUCUGUUUUCAUUAAACAAGACACUAACACAGUAGAAUCUAGCACUGAGUCAAAUCAAACACCCCAAACUUCAGACCAAACUAAGGCCAAGAUGUCCCGUAGUAGCAACAAGAGACACCAUUCUGGGGGUGUUCAUGUCAGCUUUCGGCCCUCGACUGAGUCAGUCCAGUUCCACAACCCCCUUGAGAGUAAAGAGGCCCACUGGAAAGCAAGGCUGCGCCGCCUCAGUCACUUCCACACUCACAGCCACUCAGCUGGGGAGAGGCCUGGGGCUGGAGCUGGGUUAGGGUCAGGUGCGAAGCUGGCAGCAGGAGGAUCAGGUAAGUUUGGCUCUGUGGCUGGGAUUAGCCAUAGAGCAGGUGCACAUGAGAAAUUAGCCUCUGGGACUGUUUCGGAUAACAGCGGGGCAGGGAACGCAGCAAUGUCGGGAGGUCUUGAAAACAGGGCUGGGACUGGAGGGGACAAGGACAGGCAACAUCCUGGAUCCUGUGUGGGAUCCAUCCUGGGCUCUGAGGCUCACUCAGAGGUAUUAUCAAGCAAUUCAGGUGUGCGCGGCCGCUUGGGUCGCUCCGCCUUGCGAUCCCGAGCCUCCCGCUCACGGUCCCAGGAGCCUGGCAGCACUGCCUCACGACACCACCAGGGGGCUCUUCUUGGUGGCGUCUAUAAGACUGUUGUUCACGCUCUGUCUUCAAAGCCACGGCCCCGAGGUCAGGGGUCAUCCCAAGGCUCAUCGCCACAACGGCAGAGCCGGGCUGCCAUGGGUGACGCAUCGCUCAGAGACCUCUACUCCCAUGUCCUGGGCUACUUUGGGCGAAAGACGACAACGCCAGCCAAUAAAGAGGAGGUGGUCCAGAAGGCUCGUCCAGUCUCCAGUGACGUAGGAAGCACAAACCCAAACUUCUCUGACCUCAUGGAUGAGUUUAUCCAGGAGAGGCUGAGGGCAAAAGGAACAGCGGGUCGUCGUGGCAGCAGCCCUGGAAGUCUGGAAGUUCCCAGGGACCUGCCGGAGCUCCUGGAGGCUGGUCAGAGUCCUGGAUCACGACCCACAGAUGAUCUCCGUCCCAUUGAUGAUCCAGGGGUUCCCUCUGAAUGGACGUCACCUGCAAGUGCCAGCGGUUCUGAUGUCAUCAGCUCAGACAGCCAGUCGGACUCCUUUAAUGCCUUUCAGUACUCCACCUGCAAAUUUGAUAAUUUCACUUUCAGUACAGAAGCUUGUGGAGGAGGAGUUGGAUCUGGGGGAGGAGGUCGAGGCAGCUCACUGGACCAGGACAGUUUGGGAGGUGGUGUGGCCUGCGAUGAACAUGAAGUAGCCAGUUUGACAACACUUCAUAUUGACUCGGAGACCAGCAGCCUCAGCCACACUGUCACUGUUACUGGUUCAGAGAGUGCAUCUCCCAUGCAUUCCCUUGGGGGCUCUCGCUCCCAGACGCCCUCCCCUGCUACACUGACAGCAGAGCACCCUGAUCACACACACUCCCACCCACACACACACCUACAGCUGGACCAGAAGCUCCACAACUCUGUGCUGCAGACGCCAGAUGACCUGGAAACCAGUGAGUUCCCCAGUGAAGACUGCAGUGUCAUGGCGGGUGGCUCUCUAACUGGAUGGCACGCAGAUGUUGCCACGGUAAUGUGGCGUAGGAUGCUGGGUAUCCUGGGGGAUGUCAAUAGCAUCAAAGACCCAGAGAUCCAUGCGCAGGUGUUCGACUAUCUGUGCGAACUGUGGCAAAACCUGGCCAAGAUAAGAGAUAAUCUGGGCAUUUCUCUGGACAACCAGUCAUCUCCCCCUCCCCCUGUCCUGAUCCCACCCCUAAGAAUCCUCACCCCCUGGCUCUUUAAGGCCACCAAGCUGACAGAGCGUUACAAGCAGGGGAAGCUUCAUGCCUACAAACUGAUCUGCAGGAUCAUGAAGAGACGGCAAGACGUUUCCCCAAACACAGACUUUCUCACACACUUCUACAACAUCAUGCACCAAGGACUACUGCACCAAGACCAGGACAUUGUGAACACCAUCAUAAAACACUGCAGUCCCAGGUUCUUCAGUAUCGGUCUACCUGGAGCCACCAUGUUGAUCAUAGACUUCAUUAUUGCAGCUUCCAGAGUCACGGCCUGCUCAUCACUCAAUGCUCCAAGAGUGGAGGCCCAGAUCCUGCUGGGAUCUCUGGUGUGUUUUCCCAACUUGUAUGAGGAGCUUCCAGCCCUCCAUCCCACCACAGCCGACGUGGUGCUUACCAAAUUCCCUGAUGUCAAGGAGCACAUUAUCAAAACCAUCCUGACCUCUGCCAGGGACGAACCGUCUGCUCCUGCUAGGUGUGUGGCUCUGUGUAGUCUGGGUAUCUGGCUGUGCGAGGAGUUGGCUCACGGGACUCAACAUCCACAGAUUAAAGAUGCUCUCAAUGUCAUCUGUGUUACUCUGAAGUACCCCAAUAAGAAUGUAGCACUGGUGGCGUCGGACAUCCUUCACCUCCUGAUCAGUCAUGUGGAUCAUCUUCAGAAAUUCCCCCCUGACACUCCGAAGAAGAUCGUCGAGAUUUUGAUCGCCACCAUCACACACUUGCUGCCUACUACUGAGUCUUCUCCUCAUGAACUGGAUAAAAGGCUGGUAGUGUCCCUCUUGUUGUGUCUGUUGGACUGGGUGAUGGCUCUGCCUCCAAAGACUCUUCUUCAGCCUGUUCAAACCCGAAGCCCUCCAGAGAAGGAGCAGCCAACCAAGACUCUGCUCAGCUGUAUUUAUAAGGUAUUACAUGGCUGUGUGUAUGGAGCCCAGUCUUUCAACAGUCCCAAAUAUUACCCGCUGCAACUGUCGGACCUGUUGAGUCCAGACUACGACCCAUUCCUGCCAUUAGAGAGCCUCCGAGAACCAGAACCGCUGCACAGUCCAGACUCUGAACGCUCCAGCAAACUACAGCCUGUCACUGAAGUUCGUAGCCGUAUUCAGCAGGGUCUGGUUUCCAUUGCAGCAAGAACAGUUAUCACACACUUGGUCAACCAUCUAGGACAUUAUCCAAUGUCCGGAGGGCCUGCUACUCUGUCUAGUCAGGUGUGUGAGAACCAAGACAACCCAUUCUGUGAGAGUGCAGAUCUGGGACCAGAGCUUUUCCAUUCACCAAACCUACAGUUUCUGGUUCUGAAUGGCUCCACACUGCUCUCUGUAUAUCAGAUCCGAUCAGAAUCUGGUGUACCCGGAGGGGGAAUGACAGCUGGUUUGUCCUCUGCUCCCGCUUGUGUGCGUGUCAUCAUCCGAGAUGUAGCUGGAAAACACUCCUGGGACUCUGCUGUUCUCUACGGGCCUCCACCAUGUUCCCCAAACAGCCCAACACACACAUUUUUGUCACACACACAAUCACCUCAUAGUGGGAAUCUUCAUUUACACACUCCACCAGGAGGUCCAACGAAAAAGCUGGGAGUGAAGAGAGAUGAUAGUGCAGAGGAGGGGCAGGAGGAAAUUGAGGAAGAUGAGGGGGGAAGAGGGAUGGAGGGUGAAAGGCAAGGGUUUCAGGAAGAGGGGGAGGAUGAAGGAGAGGAGAGGAAAGUCACUGAGGAGGGGAUUGUAGAUCGAAGAGGAGCUGAAGAAGAGGGGCAAGAGGAGGAGCAGGAAGAGGAGAGGAUUGAACAUAGGAUGGAUGGGGAGGGGGAUCAAGGGGAGUCAGGCUUGGAGCAGCUUCUAGCUCCGCCAUUGGCUAAGCGUGUGUGUCGGGAGGCAGUGCCAGCAUGGGAUGCACUGAGGGAGGGAGACGAUGCACUGGAUGAAAUGCUGCAGUACCUGGGAUACUCAAGUCCUGAGUGUCUACAGAGAGCAGGCAUGCCGCUCAACAUCCCAGCCCCUCCUCCAGCAUGUGUUUCAGAAAAGCAGGAGAAUGAUGUGAUCAAUGCCAUCCUGAAGCAGAGUGCUGCUGAAAGAGAGUUCGUCCUUCAUAGAGGCGAGGAGCUGAACAUGAGGGCAGUGCAGCAGACUGAACCAGAGACCGAGACACCACAGUCAGCGUUCUACUACUGCAGACUACUGAUCAACAUACUGGGACUCAACUCCUGGGAGAAGAGGAGUAACUUUCAUUUGUUGAGGAAGAAUGAGAAGUUGCUGAGAGAGCUGAAGAACCUGGACUCACGGCAGUGCCGUGAGACACAUAAAAUAGCAGUAUUUUAUGUGGCUGAGGGCCAAGAGGACAAACACUCCAUAUUAACCAACACAGCGGGCAGCCAGGCUUAUGAGGACUUUGUCUCUGGACUAGGUUGGGAGGUUGACCUCACCACUCACUGUGGUUUCAUGGGAGGUCUGCAAAGGAAUCGCAGCACAGGCCAGACUACGCCUUACUAUGCCACCUCCACCACCGAGGUCAUCUACCACGUCUCCACCCGCAUGCCCCACGACCAGGACCACAACCUCACCAAGAAGCUAAGACACCUGGGUAAUGACGAGGUCCACAUUGUUUGGUCGGAACAUUCCAGAGACUACCGGCGAGGGAUCAUCCCCACAGAGUUUGGAGACGUGCUAAUCAUCAUCUACCCCAUGAAGAACCACAUGUACUCCAUCCAUAUACUCAAAAAGCCAGAGGUGCCAUUCUUUGGUCCACUGUUUGACGGUGCCAUAGUGGACAUGAACAUUUUGCCCACCAUGGUCAGAGCCACAGCGAUCAAUGCCAGUCGAGCUCUCAAAUCCCUCAUCCCCCUCUACCAGAACUUCUAUGAGGAACGAGCCCGAUACCUAGAAACUAUCGUACAGCACCACCAGGAGCCAACCACAUUUGAGGAUUACGCAGCUCGAGUGUACAGUCCUGCUCCCUGCACACACCUGCCCUCUGACUCAGGCUCCUGCCUAGAGAUUCUUCGGGGAGAAAGUCCGGCUCUUGGGGAGGCCGGGAGCGACUCUGCGUCCCCCAUGUCUCCUCGGACUAGCAAGAGCCGCAUGUCGAUGAAGCUGCGGCGCUCCUCUGGAUCGGCCAAUAAGACUUAAACUGUAACAACAUUACACAGCCCAGUCCGAACAGAUCGAGCAAAAGUGUUUCUCCAGAGGAAAUUUGGUCUGCAGUUGUACUUAAAAGUACCAAAAAUGAAUCAUGACACGCAUGUAAAUUAACAGCUGUGGGGAAUUCACAUAUAUAUUCCUUUCCAAUAGGGAAAAUGAUGGGUGAUGUUCUCAUGAAUGAGCGUAACCGUCAUGGGGUGUCAGUAGAAUCUGCCUCGGCAGAACGCUUUGUCACACAGUUGUGUGUUGUGUCUCAAAAACACAUGUAAUAGUAUUCUGUGGACUAUAUUACACUGUCCGUUUAUUUGAAAAUUGCUCACAGCUGCUGAAUUUAUCCUUGGCUUUGCUCUGAAAACCUCAGAACCCAGUGCUGCAGCAUGCUGAUCUUUGUUACAGUAGAAACAGCUGAACAAGUGCAGCCUGAGCAGUGCAGUAUUACUUCAUUAUAAUCUGUGCCAUGUUAGAAAUCGCACAACGCCAGUGUAACCGGGACUGUUAAAAGCUUACGUGUGCCACAUUAUACACUGUUAUUUUCUUUUUUGUUUUUGUUUUUGUUUCGGAGAGCACAUUCAAUGAGAUCAACCUGCCGAACAAAGAGGAAUAAGACAGCAGAGGUCGGACGUUGCUAUGGGGAAUCUGUAUAUUUGUACUAUAGUUGGUCCAUGUGUGUACAGACAGAAUCAUGAGUUUUGAUAUAAAAAGAAUGAAUUCUGAAUGAGUGCACCGGUAGUGUUGCAUGGAGAAAGCAAGAUAAAAGUCUAUUUUUGCUCUCAGUACACAAUUAGGCCUGUAAUAAAAAUAAAGGCAGGGGUCAGUUUCUAUUCAGUCCUCAUAAAAUGUAAAUAGAAACUCAUUCAUUUGGUAACAAUAAAACAAAAACUUAAGUCGUGGAUGGGCAGCGCUCUCAAGCCAAAAAUGUUCUGUGUUGAAAUCCAGAAGAAAAUCCCCUCUUUGAACUUGUGGGACUGAGAGCUGACCCUUGGAGCGAGGCGAUGUGAGAAUCAGUGUUAAAGUAAAGAUGGAGUGACUGGUCGUCUGAUAAAGGAGAGAAAAGCACUUUCUCCAAAAUUAAUAAGAGAAACAGAUCAAAGAAGAAGCACUUGUUACGUUAAGUUUUUUUUUUGUGUGCUCAUGCUGUAAAAUGUGGACAAGCACUGAUGUUCAUUCAAUUUAUUGUCGGGUUUUUUUCCCUUUUUUUAAUUGACUGUAAAAUAUGUUUUGACCCGAACAAGAAUGUUGCUGUAUUUUUAAGUUCAGUGUCGCUCUGUCAUCUGAUGCAAUGGAACCACAGCUUUUCUUCCUUUGUUCCUUUGACUAUAUAUUCUGUAUAUCUAUACAUGUAUGAGUAUAAAUAUAUAUAUACAGUAGAUAUAUGAAUAUCUAUAAGGAUGUGUACAGUGUGAGGAGGCUUGUUGUGUAUAUACUGUAAUGUGAGAAUAGCUGCCAAAGCCAAACUGUGGUUUAACUUGAGACCACAUAUUCACUUAUAAUGGGUUGACACUACAAGAUUUUAUGCUUUUUUUCCUUUUCAUAACCAGUUUGCACUUCAUUCUCUAGGAAUCUAAAGGUAAUUUCAUUUUAGUGCUCUUCUAUACUGUCGAUGUGCGUAACCUUGGUACCACAGUCUGAUUGGGUAAGUCUUAGGCCAUCAUUUUCCUCACUUUUCAUUGUUGACAUACUGCUAAACGAGUCUGUUAUGGCAGGUUUAGUUGUGGACUGAUAUUGAUAAUUAAUUUUCACCACCUUGGUGGUGGUGGAAGGAUGAAAGACAAAGUGUAUAAAAGAGAAAUGCUGUAGAAACAAGGCCAAAGAAGAAGAGAAAGGAGAUUCAUCGCCUAGAAAUGAAAUAGGAAUGGUUUUGUGCUGCUUCUCUUUUUUUUUCUUAUCUUUUUUUUUUAAACUCCGCUCUUAUAUUUAGACUCAUCCCCAGUUCCAGUUCUGGAUGGAGGGGAUCCGCGUGUUAUCACACUCCAGAAAAUUUAACACUACCAUUUGUGUAUUUAACUUCCUCAUUUCAGCACUCCAUCAGCUCAGCUCAAAUAAAACUGACAGGAUUUCAGAUUGGCUUACAUCAUUCAUGUACUUCAGGUUUUUUCUUUAUAAAUGGUCACAGCUGUGGUUCUCCAGGGUUUGUCAGGAUUGAACGAUUUUCCGUUUGUUUUACAUGCUGGCUUGUUUGCCACGUUUCUCCAUGAAUUCCUUUUCUCCAUGGCCUGACUCCUGGUAAAGGAAACAUACAUAUAUAUAAGAUCUUUAUUUGAAAAUAUAGAUCUGAGUUAAAGGUUUUGCAUUAUGCUUCACUGCUUGGAGAAAAUGUAUUCACAACUGUAUUUUCUGUUACUGUUUGAUUUUUGAUUUCAGCCAUAGAUUCUCUGUAGAGAGAAAAGGGAUUAUUAAACCUUUUUUUUACCCCUCUGUGGGGUUGAAAUUGUUACAGAUUUGCCAGUGUAAUAUGAGGUCAAAUUCACAUUGUGUUACUUUGUGUGUGAAUAUUUGAAGUCAGCUGAGAUUUGAGUUGUCCCUUUAAAUUAUUGCUGUUACAAUUAUUAUUAAUGCUGAGGCUAAAGCACCAUUGAUUGGUUGCGACACGUGGUCUCGUAGCCCCACGGCACUCUGGGACUGAUCUGUACAUGCUGUAUGUAGACCACCUGCAUGUCACCGACUGUGUCUCAAUUGGCCUGGUUUAAUCCUGUAAACACUCUGACAACCUGAACCUGUUUACACCACAUCCUGAACUCUGCCCCAGUACCUUACACUCCUUUAUACUGUUAGGAUUAAAAUACCAGUGACUCCACAAAAUCACUGGAGUCGUGAUGGUGUUUUUAUAGCCCCAUGAUUGGCAGCAACCAAAAUACACAGAAACCCUCCAUUAACCGCAGAAAUGUCCCUUCAUAUAUAAAAAUUGUAACUUCUGUGUCUGUGACAAUGGACACUCUGAGCGUGAGGGCUGUGAUGCAUACAGGUUUAGCCGUUGUCCAGAUGUUAGUUUGGAGACAACGCUGAUGUAUGUAACUACUGACUGUACAUACUGCAUGACUCCAGUCCAGUACUAACUGCAUGUGUUAUGGAACAGCUGUAUCACAACACACACGUGCACGCUCGCACACAUACUCCUCAAACUAUGUUACUGUCAGACCUGUAGUAUGUAAACGUGUAAUGUCUCUUUUGGACACAGAGAGCGUGGAUGUGCGAUGAUGGAAUUUGACAAUAAAUGAUUCGUACCACUUGA
Molecule: messenger RNA, 11987 nt
Organism: Epinephelus moara (kelp grouper)
Lineage: Eukaryota; Metazoa; Chordata; Actinopteri; Perciformes; Serranidae
Gene: ralgapa1
Product: Ral GTPase activating protein catalytic subunit alpha 1
Exons: 45
Coding region: 512-8746 (2744 amino acids)
Biological process (GO): positive regulation of GTPase activity; regulation of small GTPase mediated signal transduction
Cellular component (GO): nucleus; cytoplasm
Molecular function (GO): GTPase activator activity
Source: RefSeq, a predicted model, not a curated record